CACAGCCACUCAGUCAGAGAGAGUGACACAAGCCCUAUUAGGAAAUCCCUGGAGGACGGGGAUAUAAAUCCCGGCCUGGACUGCCGAGUUUCCACUGAAGGUAAAAGUUGGGCCUGGCAGCCUUCCCCAGGCGAGAAGCAACAAGGUCGAAGAAUGCAGGGCUGCAGGUGACCCUGACCUUCUUGGGCUUCAGUGUCUCUGUCAAAAACGGGCUGGAUCAGAGGAUUUCUGAGGAUCUUCUAUGAUUCGAAGUGACAGGCUGCAGAGUGCUGGACCUGAGAGCUCCACCUCCUGUGUCCUCCAGAAGUUGCCAGAAAAAAUGUUCAUCUUUUACAUGUUGGUAAUGAGCGUUUCAGCCUUCACCAUUCCGCCUGAGGAACGCACAGUGGCUGCCGAAAACUGCAAAUUUCUUGGCAAGCAUUUCAAAACUGACUUCAGGGUAGAAGGGGAGCCUGUGGUCCUGAGGUGCCCCCAGGCGCAGCUCUGGUUGUGGGCGUCUGUCAGCCCCUAUGUCAACGUGACGUGGCGUAGAAACGAUUCUACUGGAAAGGUCCCCGGGGAAGAAGAGACACGAAUGUGGAUCCAGGAUGGUGCUCUCUGGAUCUUGCCAGCCUUGCAGGAGGACUCAGGCACCUACAUCUGCACUAUCAGAAAUGCCUCUUACUGUGAUGAAAUGUCCGUUGAGCUCAGGGUUUUUGAGAAGACAGAAGCUUCCCUGCCUUUCAUAUCGUACCCGCAAAUUCUAACCUUGUCAACCUCUGGGUCCUUAGUUUGCCCUGAGCUGAGUGAAUUCACCCAUAACAAAAUGGACGUGAAGAUUCAGUGGUACAAGGAUUCUGUCCUUUUGGAUCAAGACAACGAGAAGUUUCUAAGUGUGAGGGGAACCUCUCGCUUAAUCAUCCAGAAUGUGUCUGUGGAGGAUGCGGGUUAUUACACUUGUGCCAUGACAUUCAUCCAUGAAGGCAUGCCGUACAACGUGACUAGGAAUAUUGAACUACGUGUCAACAAAAAAGAAGAGGAGACAAUUCCUGUAAUUAUCUCCCCCCACCAGACCAUAUUAGCUUCACUGGGAUCAAGAUUGACAAUCCCGUGUAAGGUGUUUCUGGGAGCCGGGACACAGUCGACCACCAUGCUCUGGUGGAUGGCCAACAACACCAGAAUAGAGAAUGCCUACCAGGGAGGCCGUGUGACUGAGGGGCAGCGCCAGGAAUACUCAGAGAACAAUGAGAACUACAUUGAAGUGCCACUGGUUUUUGAUCCAGUCAUAAGAGAGGAUUUGAACACGGAUUUUAAAUGCCUUGUCCGUAACACACUGAGUUUUCAGACGCUCCGUACCACGGUCAAAGAAGCUACCACAUUCUCCUGGGGGACCAUGCUGGCCCCCCUCUCCCUGGUCUGCUUGGUUUUGGUGGGAAUAUGGAUGCACAGACGGUGUAAACACAGAACUGGAAAAGCACAUGGUUUGAUCACGUUAAAGACUGGCCAUUAAGAUUUUCAAUCUUACUCAAGUGAAAUAAAGACAAUAAAAUGAUUAAGAGACAAACGAUAUCCUUUUUUAUGGACCUGACUUGGCCUUUGUGAGGAUUCUGCUCUUCCUCAGUUGGUUUAACGAGCUGCUGUGUUUAUGGUAAAGGACUGAAGUAUGAACGUGAUGUUUAUUCUGAAACCAAGUGACAGUAGCAAGCGUGCAUGUGGGUGGGAGAGUAGCUCUUGGACACUUGUGACCUAUUUAGAAGAGUGAGGUGGAGUCGAAAACAUCUAAAGAGUUUUAUAGUUCAUUCAUUCAUCAUUUAACAAAAAUGUAUUAAAAAGCUAUGUUGGCCCUGCUCCGUGGAAGGUGUUAAUAGAUACAAAAAGAAGAUGUCGGUUGCCUUUUGGGGAAGAUGGAAUUUCAUUUUGAGACGAGAAAUAGGGAUUCCGAAAUGCGAAAGAAGGAGCAGCAGCAAAAAUUGGUGAAUUUUUUUCAAAGGGAAGUGCCAAAAAAUAGCAAUUAAAAUAAAGUAGACUGUGAGAAAGAUACAUGUUAGGACAUUUUAGUGACCUGAGAAAUAGACUCAGCUUUAUAACAAAGCUUCUGAAAAUAAGGAUGACGGCAAGGUAUUGGGAUAACUGCAUAUACAUUGGAAAAAAAUAAUCAGAACCUCUUUUAUAUCAUAUAUCCAUUCCCCUCUCCCCCCGCAAUCCCUUCAAGUUAACUUAAUAAAUUCAAUUUUAAAAAACCA
Messenger RNA from Zalophus californianus (California sea lion), 2222 nucleotides. RefSeq names its product interleukin 1 receptor type 2 (gene IL1R2). The record is from RefSeq and is a predicted model, not a curated record. Bases 242 to 1489 code for a protein of 415 amino acids. The transcript is spliced from 10 exons. Gene Ontology annotation, molecular function: interleukin-1 binding; interleukin-1, type II, blocking receptor activity. NCBI's taxonomy places the organism in Eukaryota, Metazoa, Chordata, Mammalia, Carnivora, Otariidae.